AUGCCAGAAACGGCGAGUGCCCCGAAAACCGAGCCAUCCCCCGGCGUCGCCGGUAAGGAAGCCGCGGGUCAUCGAACAGAGGGAAGCGAAGAGGUGCAAAUGCAAUGCUUGCGCCGUAAACCGCGAUACUCGCAACUCCCCGUGCGAUGUCAGACGCACCCUUACCGGCGGCCGGCCCCUCCAAGAAGUCCUUUUACCGCGGCCGGCGAUUCGCCCGACCCGAAGGUCUUCCGAUCGCCAUGUCCGCCAGGCUUUUGCUUUCGCGUUCCCGGAAUCGCGUCGAGGCCUGAAAGGAGCGCGUCCAUGGUCGACCUGUCCCCGAAGAUGAUCGGCGCGCCGAUCGCCGAGUUGAGGUCGAAGAGCAGCGCGACCUUGAGGAGGGCGGUCGAGGUCGAAGAGCGAAGGUUGAUUGCCCCGAGGUUUGAGGUGCGAGUGCGCGCCCUGAGAAGCGGGGCCGCGACCAUCGUCUGCCACUCGCUGGUCCUUAAUGCGUGGCGGUGCCGCCGAGAGGAGGCGGCGCUGCUGCAGCGUACCGCCGAGCGGCUCGGACAACAGGUGGAGCACCUGCGCCUACAAAUCGUGGUUCUGCGACGUCUCUUGGAGACCGAGAAUAGCCGGGUGGGGAGGUUGACCUCCGAGGUGCAUCGCGCCAAGGCGCAGCUGGACGAGGCGACCAGGGAGAGAGACGUCGCCCUGGCGGAGAAGAACGAGGUUCUGGACGAGGUGAAACGCCUGAAGGAAGCGGCCGAAGAAAAAUCGGUGGCCAAUGAGAACCUGAGAAACGAGCUUUUCUCCUCUCGCUCGCAGCUCGAAGGCUUGGAUGCGCAAAUCUCGAGAGACCGAGAGAAACUUCUCAAGCUGAGGGAAGACAAGAGGAUCCUCCUGGAAAAGGUUACAGCGAGCGAAUCAUUGGCUGCCGAACGUGGCAGCAGAGCCGAAAAUGCCGAGAGGGUUAUGGAAGAUCUGCAAAUAAAAUUGGCAGCGCAGACGGCACUCGCCGAGUCCUCUAGAGAAGAGUCUCAACGACGUUCUAGGGAACUGGAGGCGAAGGAAGCGGAAAUGCAGAAACUGGAAAGACGCUUGAGGAGUAGCGAAGAAACUGGACGAGCCUUGAGCUUGAGAGCUUCCAACUUGGAAAAUCAACUCAUGGACCGGGAGGCUGCACUUAGACGGAUCGAGUCUGCCUAUAGCAGACAACUAACGGAAUUAGUGGAACUUAAGGAACGUCUGGUUCGCCAGUCUCAAGAAGUUGGAUGGAGCAGUCGAGUUCUUCAGCUUGCUGGCAGCGUCGUCCGAGCCCCACGAGUCAUCCUGAGGACCUUAUCCUUCUUAUCGAGCUCGGGACUGCCACUUUCGUCCUAGAUGGAAAUUAUCUUAAUGGAAAUUGAUGCUCCGGGGUCGAAGAGUGACCACGAGGGACGAGAGAAUGAGGGAAUACGAGGGACCAGUGUUUUCCAUCUGAGUACUGGAAUGAAAGUCCGAUGGAUGAGAAAAAGGAGCGAUUUGCUAGGAUAAUUUCUUUGCCUUUGAGAAACGGGUCGAAGGGGUAACAAAGACGGUUGGAAAUCUAAAAAAAAAGUACUUAAAGUAGUCUCGAACUCUCCCUUAAAUUCACGAGCACGUAAAUGAGGCCUUUGUACGGCGUUAUUUUUCAUAUUUCUACCGCUUUUAUAUAAUACGUACUUUUAAUAAAGCAAAGUAGAUAAAGGUCUGCCGGUUCCGAAAAAAAUUCAACGGUUCCGGUCGAGUCUUAUUACGUACGUGAUUAUUUUUACUUAUGUAAGUAUGUACAUGUAAUCGAGAGGAUAAAAUCGAGAUAUACCGUGAAGUUUAUAAAUAAAUAUAUACAUACACUCGCAGCGAUUAAGUCUCGUUUCACGAACUUUAUUUAGCGGAUGAGGCGUGAAUGAAAUUGGACACCUGGGAAUAAUAACUCCGAGGGCUACGACGCGAUUUCAAAACGCGCUUGUAGACUUCCUCGUUUAUUAUCAAUAUUAUCAUCUAUACACUUAACUCUAACUCAAACCCGAAAUAUAAUACGAUCGAUUGCAUUUGCCAAAUUGCUCGCUGCGUGAUUGACACGUCGAAAAGACUGAUUUUCCGGUUAUCAUAAAAAUACUUCUCAUUCGUGCCCCGGCAAUCCAAACCGUCGACAAAUCAAUACGUCUUCGUAAAAGUAAUUCGCCGAGCCGCAAUUUUACUGGAGCCACUAUGAUGACACUUCUCUGUGCCGAUAAAUCGCGGUCUCAAAAGCCACGGCUUGGUGAUCAAAUAAACGUGGAACUUCUAAA
Molecule: messenger RNA, 2291 nt
Organism: Orussus abietinus
Lineage: Eukaryota; Metazoa; Arthropoda; Insecta; Hymenoptera; Orussidae
Product: alpha-internexin
Exons: 7
Coding region: 1-1362 (453 amino acids)
Cellular component (GO): cytoskeleton
Source: RefSeq, a predicted model, not a curated record